ACGUGUUGAAUGCGGAGGGAAUACUAGAGACAGUUCUUCUUUUCAAGGACUAGUAUCAGAGUUUCAGGAAUCAAAUCAACAGAAUCCCUGAGACAGUGGAGCCUGAUCCAAAGGACAAGAACUGGAGCCGAGACAAAGAGAGCUCGUUGACAGCACACAUCAUGGGUGAGGAGGGACCCCCGAGUCUGGAGUACAUCCAGGCCAAGGACCUGUUCCCCCAAAAAGAGCUGGUGAAAGAGGACGACGGCCUACAGGUGCCGUUCCCAGUCCUGCAGGGGGAAGGGGUGGAAUAUCUGGGCCGUGCCGAUGAUGCCAUCAUAGCCAUUUCCAACUACAGACUCCACAUCAAGUUUAAAGACUCCAUCAUCAAUGUUCCUCUGAGGCUGAUAGAAAGUGUGGAGAGCAGAGACAUGUUCCAGCUGCACAUCAUCUGCAAAGACUCCAAAGUAGUCAGGUGUCACUUUUCGACGUUUAAGCAGUGCCAGGAGUGGUUGAAGCGUCUGAAUCGUGCCAUCUCUCACCCCUCACGGCUGGAGGACCUGUUUGCUUUGGCGUAUCACGCCUGGUGCCUCGGGGGCAGUGCUGAUGAUGAGGACCAACAUCUAAACCUCUGUAGACCAGGUGAGCAUGUUGUUCAGAGAACAGAGAUGGAGGUGAGGAGAAUGGGCUUCGAUAUGCAGAACGCCUGGAGACUGACUGAGAUCAACAGCAACUACAAGCUGUGUUCCAGUUACCCACAGAAGCUGCUGGUUCCAGUGUGGAUCACAGACAGGGAGCUGGAGAGUGUGGCUUCUUUCAGGUCCUGGAAGAGAAUCCCAGUGGUGGUGUACAGGCACCAGAGGAACGGUGCCGUGAUCGCCCGCUGCAGUCAGCCCGAGAUCAGUUGGUGGGGUUGGAGAAACACUGAGGAUGAAUAUUUGGUUACAUCCAUCGCUAAAGCCUGUCUGUUAGACCCGGGUCCCCGGGGCCCCGGGCCCUCUGCAACCUGCCGAACCCGCAGGGACGGGCCCGACAACUCUGACAGCGACUUCGACUCUUCUCUGACGGGGUGCCCAGGUUCAGAUGCCAACACUGCAGCACAGAAGCUGCUGAUCCUCGAUGCCCGUUCUUACACGGCGGCCGUGGCCAACCGCGCCAAGGGAGGAGGCUGUGAAUGUGAGGAGUACUAUCCUAACUGUGAGGUGAUGUUUAUGGGUAUGGCCAAUAUCCACUCCAUCAGAAACAGUUUCCAGUCCCUUAGGGCUGUGUGCAGCCAGAUCCCAGACCCUGGCAAUUGGCUGUCUGCGCUGGAGAGCACCCGUUGGUUGCAGCACCUGUCCGUCAUGCUUAAGGCGGCCACUCUGGUGAGCUCUGCGGUGGAGAGGGAGGGUCGUCCAGUGCUGGUCCACUGCUCAGAUGGCUGGGACAGAACCCCUCAGAUAGUGGCUCUGGCCAAAAUUCUCCUGGACCCCUUCUACAGAACAAUAGAGGGUUUUCAGGUGCUGGUGGAGACUGAGUGGUUGGAUUACGGUCAUAAGUUUGCUGACCGUUGCGGUCACCAGGAGAAUGGAGACGACAUGAGUGAGCAGUGUCCUGUUUUCCUGCAGUGGCUAGACUGCGUCCACCAGCUCCUCAAACAGUUCCCCUGCCUGUUUGAGUUCAAUGAAGCGUUCCUGGUGAAGCUGGUGCAGCACACGUACUCCUGUCUGUACGGAACCUUCCUCUGUAAUAACGCUCGUGAGAGAGAGGCCCGAAACAUCUACAAACGCACGUGCUCGGUCUGGUCCCUGCUACGCACCGGAAACAAGAACUUCCAGAACUUUCUCUAUAUCCCCAGCCAUGAUAUGGUCCUGCAGCCAGUCUGCCACACCCGUGCACUCCAGCUGUGGACGGCCGUCUACCUGCCCACCUCCUCCCCCUGCACAGCGGCAGAGGACAACAUGGACAUCUACCUGAGUCCCUCUGCUCAAGGGGAAGAGCUUACCUUACGCUCACUCGAUAGGCUUCCGAAGACGCGAUCCAUGGACAACCUUGUUUCGGCGUGUGAGAAUGGGAUGCCCCUCACCCGCACCUCAAGUGACCCCAACCUUAACAAACACUGCCAGGAAGGACGGACAUCCCUGGAGCCAAUCACAGGCCAGGGAGGAAGCUUGAUGGACAGCCCCGAGGACACAUCCGACACUGGAUUGGGUAGCGAGGAUCCAGAGGUGGAGACAUGCGAAGAAACCCCACCUUCAACACCUCCAGAACCCAACGAGGCAGGUGGCGUGGAUGCAGGGACGGAACCUUGCCUGACCACGCAACCCAUGCCUACUCUGCCUCAUCCCCUCAUGUUGGACCAGGCUCUGUCCACAACUCAGCCCCUGCCAAUGUUACAUCAUGCUCUGCUCCAAAACACUAACCCUCCACACCCUCCCUUACAGCAGGAGGUGCUUUCCCAAACCGAAAACAGCACCUCUUCCCCUACUACGGAUGCAGGCGCGUUUGCGCAGCCGGUCUGCAACGGAUUGCCGACCCCAACGGACAAAACGCUCUUGGCAACGGCCGCCGCUGUGGAGCUGCUGUCAAUCAAACAGAUGCCCUCCGUCACUCCGUUGGAGGAUUCUACCGAGACCCUGACGGAGCACACGGAGCCCACCGGCCAACCUGAGGUGCAGCCGACCCUGUCAGCGAGUGCGAGCGGUUCCCAAGAUCCUACACCCCAAACCCAGGCCCAGGCCCAAGUUCCGGUGGCGAAAAGGACUGAAUCCAGUACGAGAUGUGGGGACCUGGUGCCGCUAAAGGAUCGCGCGGUCGCUGUAGCGACGGCGCCCCCUGGCGAGUGCGCGUGCGCGGUGCGUCGGCUCAUGCCUCAGACCCAGCUGAGCGACUUCGGCCUGUUGGGAUCGCAAUGGGAUAGCGUUCAGGGCCUGGUCCAGUCCGCGUGCGGGGGCGCCCUGCAGCACGGCGGCUACCAGGGCAAGCGACUGGCCGGAAAACUCUUCCGCGCCCAGGGAGUCGGCGGCUCUAACGGGGGCGGGCACUGUUGCCGAAGAGACGCCGUGCGGACUCCCGGUAGCCCCGUCCACCUGGGCUGGCUGUCAGCGAUGAAGAGCACGGCUCUUUACUCUUCCUCGUCGUACGGCCCUUCGUUCCGGCAACUUCUGCCGGGUGCGCACUCCUCCCCCUCGUCGGGGGGUUCCCCGCCGCCCUGGCAGGUGCAGGCGUACCAGGACGAUGACGGUUUGCCCGUUGCGGUGGAUGCGGUCCAGCAGAGGUUGAGACAGAUUGAGGCGAGUUAUAAGCAGGAGGUGGAACUGCUGAGGAUGCAGGUCAGACAGCUCCAGAUGAGACUGGAGAGUAAACAGUACCGUUCACCUCCAUCAGAGCCUGACGUAGAUUACGAGGACGACAUAACGUGUCUGAGGGAGUCUGAUGGCAGCGAUGAGGAAGACUCCCUCUCCGAUCACAGUGAGGAUCGUUUCAGUGCCGGCAGCUGGGACAGAGUGGAGAGAAAAGACACAGAGGUGACCAGAUGGGUGCCUGAUCAUAUGGCCUCUCAUUGUUUUAACUGUGACUGUGAGUUCUGGAUUGCCAAGAGACGCCAUCACUGCAGGAACUGUGGUAAUGUGUUUUGUAAAGACUGCUGCCACCUGAAGCUGCCCAUCCCAGAUCAGCAGCUCUACGACCCCGUGCUGGUGUGUAACUCCUGCCACGACCUCCUGCUGGAGAGCCGUACGCGUGAACUCCGCAGUCAGCAGCUGAAGAAGCCCAUCGCCACCGCCUCCAGCUGAGGAGCAGCCUCUCGUCCGUCUGUCCGUCCGUCCAGAGCCCGCAGCUGGCCCUCUUAAGAGCCCCCCCCCCCCAUCCCGAGGGAAAGGAAGGCCUGACAACUGUGGCAGAUGAGCUGUGUCAAACCCCCAAACCCCCCCCCCCUCCCCUUUGCCCCCUCCGCCCCUCAGAAAAACAUGCUCGUUAGUGAAAAGGAGGAAAAUUAGGAAAACUCAUAGGUCAUUGAAAGCGAAGUCUGAAGAGGGGGGGGGAAUUCUGAGACGGGACUGUUGGAAGGAGAGGGUGGUGUCAUUGGUGGAGGAGAGGAGAGAAGAGAAGUAGUGGUGGAGGUCGUCUGGAGUGGUGAAAGUCUGUGAUGUGUCGAAGACUUUGCCUGUCUGGGUGGUACCAGCGUCCUGCUGGUCCUCGGUCUUGUCCACCAGAUGGCGCUGUGUUUUAAAACAAAGCCCCUGCACUCCAGUUACUGACACUGAAAAUGGGGCAAAAACAACAACAACAACAACUGAAAUCUUCAAAAAAAAAAAAAAGAAACUGCACCUGUUCCCUUCAACCCUGUGUAUCAUCGUCAUUCAAAAGAUCUAACACACACACACACACACACACACACAUACACACACACACACACACUUCAGAGGACAAUCUUAAUCCUCCCCGCGCCCUUGUGAAGCCAGAGACAUUAAAGCCUUGUCCUUGUUCCUUCGGAGGCUUACUAUUUAACAAAAAAAAAAAAAGAAAAAAAAGAAAAUGCUGCUACAAUAUUUAAACAACAACAACAAAAAAAAAGUCUAAUUUUGUAUUCUUAUUAUUUUGUGCACUAUAAGCUGUUUUGAGGUAUAAAAAAGAAAUUUUUUUUGAGACCAAACCCAAGCGAAAGGGAGAAAACCUGCUGUUUACUUGCUGUUGUCUUUUUUUCGUGGACCGUGCGAAGCUUGACUGUGAAUGUGUGUGGUUUUGGGGGGGGGGAGGGGAGGGACAGUGGGGUUAGCUGAAAAGGCUGAUUUUUUUCAGUACUGUUUCUGUGCGUUUGGUCGGUUGUGUGCUCGUCCGUUUCUGCACUGUGCGUUUAUUAUAAUUAUUAUUAUUAUUAUUAUUAUUUUUUAAUGUGUUUCUGGAAAAAGAAAUGAAUAAAAACAGCUAGGCAACGGUAAUAUGUUAUUUGUCACAAGGGGGCGCUAAAGCAA
Molecule: messenger RNA, 4931 nt
Organism: Chanos chanos (milkfish)
Lineage: Eukaryota; Metazoa; Chordata; Actinopteri; Gonorynchiformes; Chanidae
Gene: mtmr4
Product: myotubularin related protein 4
Exons: 19
Coding region: 162-3752 (1196 amino acids)
Biological process (GO): regulation of autophagy; phosphatidylinositol dephosphorylation
Cellular component (GO): membrane; cytoplasm
Molecular function (GO): metal ion binding; protein phosphatase binding; phosphatidylinositol-3,5-bisphosphate 3-phosphatase activity
Source: RefSeq, a predicted model, not a curated record